This is a messenger RNA of Rhinolophus ferrumequinum (greater horseshoe bat), 1729 nucleotides long. RefSeq names its product yrdC N6-threonylcarbamoyltransferase domain containing (gene YRDC). Gene Ontology annotation, molecular function: tRNA binding; double-stranded RNA binding; nucleotidyltransferase activity. Gene Ontology annotation, biological process: regulation of translational fidelity. The record is from RefSeq and is a predicted model, not a curated record. Lineage: Eukaryota; Metazoa; Chordata; Mammalia; Chiroptera; Rhinolophidae. The coding region runs from base 21 to 887 and encodes 288 amino acids. The transcript is spliced from 5 exons. Gene Ontology annotation, cellular component: cytoplasm.
CCGGAAGCGGGCCUGAGCGGAUGUCUCCUGCGCGUCCGUGCAAGGGGCUGAGGGCCGCGGUGGCUGCCAGCGUGGGGUUGAGCGAGGGGCCUACGGGCUCCGCCCGAAGCGGCCGCCUCCUCCGCCCUCCGAGCCCCGCUCCGGCGGCGCCGGGGGCGCGGCUGUUGCGGCUCCCGGGGAGCGGAGCUGUGCGGGCCGCGAGCCCGGAGCGCGUCGGUUGGACCGAGGCGCUGCGGGCUGCGGUGGCCGAGCUGCGCGCCGGCGCCGUGGUGGCCGUCCCCACCGAUACGCUGUACGGCCUGGCCUGCUCGGCGAGUUGCUCGGCGGCACUGGACGCUGUGUACCGCCUCAAGGGCCGCAGCGAGGCCAAGCCGCUGGCUGUGUGCCUGGGCCGCGUGGCCGACGUCUACAGAUUUGUGCUCCCUUUUUUCCCCAGGUACUGCCACGUGAGAGUACCUGAGGGACUCCUGAAAGACCUGUUACCAGGACCAGUGACCCUGGUGAUGGAACGCUCAGAGGAGCUCAAUAAGGACCUGAACCCCUUCACCCCUCUUGUAGGCAUCCGCAUACCUGACCACACCUUCAUGCAGGACUUGGCCCAGAUGUUUGGGGGACCACUUGCUCUCACCAGCGCCAAUCUCAGCUCCCAGGCCAGUUCUUUGAAUGUUGAGGAGUUCCAGGACCUCUGGCCUGAGUUGUCCCUGGUCAUUGAUGGGGGACCAAUUGGGAAUGGCCAGAGCCCUGAGUGUCGCCUAGGUUCAACUGUGAUUGACUUGUCUGUGCCUGGAAAGUUUGACAUCAUUCGUCCAGGCUGUGCCCUGGAAAGUUCUACAGCUGUCCUCCAACAGAAGUAUGGGCUGCUCCCCUCACACGGAUCCUGCUUGUGACACUCAGGAGGGAGGGCCCAGGGACUGGUGUUGGAUGCUGUGUGUCUGUCGACUGGUGGCUGGCAAGGCCUCAUUUGCAGAGGCCACUGCGGCUCCUCACUAGUCUGACCCUUGAAGGCAGUGUCUGCCCACUAGACCAGGCCCCAGGAGCUGCUGGGUUGGCCUCAUCCCUGGGGGCGAGGUGGUAGUCUGUAAUGUCAUGUAUCAGCCAAAAGCUGAACAGAGACUAAGAACAUUCCUAGGAUGUUCUUAUUCUGCUAAGUUCCUUCUCUCUCUCUUUUUUUUUUUUUUAACAUUUUAAAAAUAAUUUAAAUAGAUUUAGAAUCCAGUGAGAGCCUCCUCUCUGGUGGGUGGUGACAUUUAAAGUCCAAAUGAGCUAGAGUAGCCACUGGUGCUGUUUAAAAGUCUCAAGUGACCAAAGGCAUGACUUUGUGAACCAGGUUAGGAUAAAAGAUUGCAGAGCCACAGGCCAAACACUAUUUCCUCUGAACGAGGGGCUGGGGGUGUGACGUGGUGUAAUUGCCUGGCAGAGAAUCGUUGUUUGAUCUAAGGGUAGGAAGUCAACUCACUUGGCAAGGGGUAGAGGUGGGAGGGUCCAAAUUAAAGAAUAUUGGAAAAUAAAUCUCUACUAUCCCUUUCAACCAGUGACUUUUUUCUUAUUCAUAAAGUAAAUUAUACUUUCGUAAAGUAAAAAAUACCUUUGUUUAAAUCCAGUGUCUACUCAGCAGCCUUGAUCUGUAUUCAUAUGUAUACUAAGUGUUAAAAAUUAUUGUUGGGCAUUUGAACUUUGUUUUUCUUUAAUAGAAAAUAAUGCUGCUAUUAAACAUCUUUGUUAAAUGGUU